AUGCCGCGCCAGGCCGCCCCGCGGUGGGUGCUGGGGGAAGGCGGCGGGCCCCAGGGGGCUGCGGGGGCUGCGGCCACCAUGCUCCGCUCCCUGCUGCUUCACGCCCUGCGGCUCUGCGCCCAGACGGCCUCGUGCCUCGUGCUCUUCCCGCGUUUCCUAGGCACGGCCUUCGUGCUCUGGCUCCUCGACUUCCUGUGCAUCCGCAAGCAUUUCCUGGGCCGCCGCCGCCGGGGGCAGCCCGAGCCCGCGGCGGAGCUGGACAGCGACGGCGAGGAGGUGCCCCCCGACGACCCGCCCGUCUGCGUGUCCGACGACAACCGCCUGUGCACCCUGGCGUCGCUGAAGGCCGUGUGGCACGGCCAGAAGUUGGAUUUCUUCAAGCAGGCGCACGAGGGCGGCCCAGCGCCCAACUCGGAGGUGGUGCUGCCCAGCGGCUUCCGCAACCAGCGCAUCCUUGACUACGCGCGGGGAAGCCGCCCGCUGGUUCUCAAUUUCGGCAGCUGCACCUGACCACCGUUCAUGGCGCGCAUGAGCGCCUUCCAGCGCCUGGUCACCAAGUACGAGCGCGACGUGGACUUCCUCAUCAUCUACAUCGAGGAGGCUCACCCCUCGGACGGCUGGGUCACCACCGACUCCCCCUACAGCAUCCCGCAGCACCGAAGCCUGGAGGACCGGGUGAGCGCCGCGCAGGUGCUGCAGCGAGGGGCGCCCAGCUGCUCUCUCGUCCUGGACACCAUGGCCAACUCCAGCAGCUCGGCCUACGGGGCCUACUUCGAGCGCCUCUACGUGGUCCAGAACGGCACCAUCAUGUACCAGGGCGGCCGCGGCCCCGACGGCUACCAGGUGUCCGAGCUGCGCACCUGGCUGGAGCGCUACCACGAGCAGCUGCACGGCGCUCGGCCGCGGCGAGUGUAAACCAUCAGUGGACAGUUGACUGAACUUGGCGGGCGGUGCCUUCGAGCCUUCGAAGCCCACGUGCAAACGCACCAAACCGAGUCACGUUUGCCGAGGGCCCAGCGACACAGGCGUGCAGAGCCUCGGAUCUGGCUGAGCUGUGCCCUCGGCCCAGCCACCGGAAAGUCCUCCCCCGCCUCCCCCGGACUGUGCUGCUGUGACAGCCCCUCACCUGUACCUGCCUGGCUGGCUCCGAAUCCCCUUCUGAGUGCGGAUGUGGCCCCACCCCCACCCCACUUGUCCCCGCGGAGGCCCCUCCCUCUCCCACCCCCUCCCCGGAGAUAAGAGCCAGCGUGCCUUCAGCCCGGAGCAGAGCCCCGCCCACGGAGACUCUGGCCCCGCCCCCGCCCCCUGACGCCCCGCUGGGUUCCAGCAGCCCCAGCGGCUGCCCUCCUUGCCUGGCACCCAACCCCUGUCGCUCCCAGGGAGGGGAUGCCCUGCUGCUGUUGUGUCUAUUUCUUGU
This is a messenger RNA of Suricata suricatta (meerkat), 1417 nucleotides long. It is a transcript of the gene DIO3, whose product is annotated as iodothyronine deiodinase 3. The transcript has a single exon. NCBI's taxonomy places the organism in Eukaryota, Metazoa, Chordata, Mammalia, Carnivora, Herpestidae. Gene Ontology annotation, molecular function: thyroxine 5'-deiodinase activity. The record is from RefSeq and is a predicted model, not a curated record.